AUGAUUUGUACCGCAUGUGCAUCAUUAAACUACAAUAUAGUAUGUCCAAAACAAAGUUUAAAUACCAGUUCCAAAGUGAUACAAUUGGAGAAUAGAUUCGAUGCAGUAAAUGAUGAUUUAAAAAUCAUAAUUUCUGACCACAAAGUUAUUAUGAGAAAAUUAAAAGAAUAUUAUACAGUUUUUCGGACAAUAGCUCUUAUUCAAAUGUUUAUAGCAUCAAGUUCACACAUAAUUAUUUGGUUUAUUAUAACGAUGAGUUUUGGCGAAAACAACUUAGGUGAUCCUAUAAUCUCGAGUAGGUUGUUUACUAUUCAUCCUUUAUUGAGUUUUCAACUAUUCAUGAUGUGUUAUUUAUUUGGAUCUAUUAAUGAAAAAAAAGAUGCAAUUAUUUUUACAUUAUAUAGUAGUAAUUGGACUGAAAUGGAUAUCAAAUUUAAAAAGUCGAUUUUAUUGGCUAUGGAAAUGAACAAUGCUAAUUGUUUGAAAUUGAAGUUCACAAAUAUCAAAAUUGUUAAUGAGGCAAUGUUUACACAGACGAUGCGCUUUUGCUAUUCCAUAUUUUCCAUGUUGGUAAAUUAUAAUUAU
This is a messenger RNA of Melanaphis sacchari, 585 nucleotides long. RefSeq names its product odorant receptor 33a-like. Gene Ontology annotation, molecular function: olfactory receptor activity; odorant binding. Gene Ontology annotation, biological process: sensory perception of smell; detection of chemical stimulus involved in sensory perception of smell. The annotation marks the transcript as partial. The record is from RefSeq and is a predicted model, not a curated record. NCBI's taxonomy places the organism in Eukaryota, Metazoa, Arthropoda, Insecta, Hemiptera, Aphididae. The transcript is spliced from 6 exons. Gene Ontology annotation, cellular component: plasma membrane.